Messenger RNA from Amblyraja radiata (thorny skate), 2682 nucleotides. It is a transcript of the gene dnajb6b, whose product is annotated as DnaJ heat shock protein family (Hsp40) member B6b. Gene Ontology annotation, molecular function: Hsp70 protein binding. The coding region runs from base 197 to 1171 and encodes 324 amino acids. The transcript is spliced from 11 exons. NCBI's taxonomy places the organism in Eukaryota, Metazoa, Chordata, Chondrichthyes, Rajiformes, Rajidae. The record is from RefSeq and is a predicted model, not a curated record.
GGCGGAAGUGAGGACAGAAGCUUAUUGCCGCCCCCAUCCCCCCGCUCCGUUGGCUGCCGGCGGAUGCUUCUGGACGGUUCCGUGGCAUUUACCAGCGGCGACUGAAACGGUUGUUGGUGUCGCUGCUGAGAGGAGGAGGAGGAGGAGGAGUAGUACUUGGGAGGGUUUUCCAUCUUAAAGAACUGAGUCGUUAAAGAUGGUGGACUACUACCAGGUAUUAGGCGUACACAAAAAUGCUUCUCCGGAAGAAAUUAAAAAGUCAUAUCGCAAAAUGGCACUGAAAUGGCACCCUGAUAAGAAUCCUGACAACAAGGAUGAGGCUGAAUCAAAAUUUAAACAACUUUCAGAAGCCUAUGAAGUUCUUUCUGAUUCUUCAAAACGUGAUAUCUAUGAUCGAUAUGGGAAAGAAGGCUUGAGUAAUGCCGGUGGAGGUAAUGGUGGUCGCCAUGGUGAAGGCUUUGACUUUGGUUUCACAUUCCGCAAUCCUGAAGAUGUUUUCAGGGAAUUCUUUGGAGGAAGAGAUCCCUUUGCAGAUUUCUUUAUGGACGAUCCUUUUGACAAUUUCUUUGGACCAAGGCGGGGUCGACGGGGAGUUGAGCGAAACAGGGGCGGCGGAGGGCCCUUCUUCUCUCCAUUUGGUGGAUUUCCUGCGUUUGAUACUGGUUUUACUUCAUUCAGUUCAUUUGGAAAUCUUGGAACAGCAUCAUUUUCCUCAUCUUCGUUUGGAGGUAGUGGAAUGGGUAAUUUCCGAUCCGUAUCAACAUCGACAAAAUUUAUUAAUGGCAGGAAAGUCACCACCAAGAGGAUUAUAGAAAACGGCCAAGAAAGAGUGGAAGUAGAGGAAGAUGGCCAAUUAAAAUCUAUAACAAUAAAUGGAGUUGAAGAUGAACAUGCCUUUGCCACAGAACUGAGACAGCGAGGACAGCAGGCCUUACCAAGUCAUUCAGCUGACAGCCACUCCUCACGCCAGCAUUCCAUGUCAUACCCAAAACACAACUACCAGUAUCACGUUGUAGAGGAUGAACAUGUCGGGUCACCAACAAUGGUCUACAAUAUCCCAGAUGAAGCAGCCAGUUCCAACACAGCAGGCCAAAGAGAAAGUGGGAAGAGAAGGAAGCAACGACACAAGGAAGAGAUGAAGAAGAAACGGCCAACAAAAGUGAAGCAUUAAUUAUAAGGUCAAGGCAGUCUUGGAAUAAAUCGUGAUGUGGUUGAAGCUCCCACAAGUGCAAGAGAAGCCUCCCUAAAAAUAUUCUAAAGGAAAGUAAAAGAAUCAUAAAUAAAUUGCAGUGUUGAUAAAAAUAGAUCGUCUUUUACGUGAUGAUGUGUGCUGACUUCUUGUCUAUUUGUGCUGUAACCCUUUGCUUAUUACCUUAUUUUUAAUCAUACUGUAAAUGUUCCCAGUGUUUGAAACGAUUGUAUGAGAAGGACAAAACAUAUUGAAUGGUAGAAAUUCGAGUUGAAUAUCUAAGACGGAUCUUGUGCAUGCUAUUUUGUGCAAGUUUAAUAGAAGGAAUGUACAUUAAAAAAAUUUAAAAAACAUAAUUGAAAUGUGGGUACUAUUGACAUUGUUGGAAACUCUGGGUUUUCCACAAACAGAUGGCGGUGGACCACCUUUGUGAAUCCCCGUUGCUGUCUAUUCGAUGAAGAUGCUGUCAGGGUAGAGUUUCAAGAUUUUGAAAAAUGAAAGACUCCCUUUUCAAAUAGCCAGAAAGCAGUUGCAAUAAUUAUAAUCCUUGCAAUCCUUUCAAAUUGUGCUUACUAUCAAGACCAACCAACAAUAGCCCAUUUAUGCGCAAGGUCCCAUAGACAGCAAUUCAAGAACCAAUUACAAAUCUGUCCUCUGAUAGUAAUGAGUGAACAUGGUGGUACCUGCUCCUCUGCCAUGGGAUCGUUUUUUAUCAGUUUAAGUAAUUAAUUGGGGCUAAAGUUUAAUAUCCACCGCUAAAGGUCUGCACCUCUGACAGGCUAGCACCACCUCAAUACUGUGCACAAUGUAACUAAUCUAUUUCCAGAAUGGAGCUUAAUCCCAUAACAUUUUGACUCACUGAAUGCCGCCAGUUCAACUUUAGUACAAGUAAAAUUAAAAUUUUGCGCACAGGAAUGCAUAAGUGCAUGCUUUCUGUUUUAAGAAUAAGCUUUAUAGUUUGGAUUUGUUUCUCUGGUAUUUUUAAUGGUGUAAUGUUACUUCCUAUGUACAUUGUUAUAAAGAUUAUGUUAUUUUACUCCACCGUUUGUUACUUCACGAUUGUUAAUUGAGCUGACACCUUUCUCCUUCACUUUAUUGGUGUAUCAAAAUUUUUUGUUUUGCCAUAAGGUAAUCACUUGGAGAAGUGAUUUGUUCCCGUGCAAACACUACCAGUAAUUAAGAUUUUCAUUAUCGCUGGGACAUUUUAGGUAAAACUCUGGUACUUUGGUAUCACUUUAAGCUGCACAUGGUGAAGGUAAAAUUAUGUAAAUGCAGAAAAUCACUCUGUUAAAUCUCAGUUUGGAAAUGGUGCAAGAGGGAGCUUGUGCUUUGAUUUAGUUUCCACUUUUGGUUUUUAUUAUGCAUUUGGUAUGACUGUGCCUUCUGCUUAUCAAUGUACUGAAUACUUGCUGGAGACUUGGAUUGCAGAUCCUUGUAAGUGCAGUAAAGAGGGGUCUGUCCCAUUGUUCUGAAAUUAAAACCUUGUAAAUGUC